Messenger RNA from Caenorhabditis elegans, 866 nucleotides. RefSeq names its product MARVEL domain-containing protein (gene H03E18.2). Lineage: Eukaryota; Metazoa; Nematoda; Chromadorea; Rhabditida; Rhabditidae. Bases 154 to 768 code for a protein of 204 amino acids. The record is from RefSeq and is marked reviewed. The transcript is spliced from 7 exons.
CCAAGACACAUCUAUUGUUCUAUUUGUAGUUAUUUUGCUCUGAGAAUAUUCCGACUCAUAUCUAUUGGAAUUGACACAAAUAAAAGGAUAAUUUCAAUGAGCUCGAAUCGAUCGAAAUCAAGCAUUGUAGUGUCGGAAGUGUCAUCUGAUAAGAUGUCACGUUUAAGAUCAGACACAUUCAUCAAACCUGGCUCUGAGAGCAGCUUUGACAGUGAAGAUUUGAAUUCAAGAAGGUACCGUCAGGAACUCGAGAGUUAUUGUGGAUGCGCAAAUGUUUCUGCACUGGGAGCCCUUAUUGUUUCCGGAGUCGUUAGCAUCGCACAGGCAAUUUCCCAUUUUGUACUUAUGUUAUAUGAUUGUGACCUGCGAAUGAUUGAUAUGGCAUUUGCGAUUUGGCCAAUUGUCACUGUAACCAUUGCGCUUGUAUUUAGCUACUUCUCAUACUCUACACAUAGCUCUACUUCUCUUAAACCCUACAUUGCUCAUCACAUUGUCAUGGCAAUUUCCUACUGUUUUUGCUUAUUCUUAUUUGCAAUGUUCGCCUGGAAACAACACUUCUUUGUGGAAAUUCUUUCAUUUUGUUCAAGUUUCUCGACACUCUUUUCACAUCUUGAAGAGACUGACGGAGAAAAAAAGCUGCGAAUUGCCGGUUUCCUGUCUUCUCAGCUGCUAGUCAGUCUGUUCUGUCUUCAUCUCUCUGGACCACUAUUUUCGUGGCUAGACACUGAGAAGAAGUUAAUUAGUACGGAGGGCACAGAAGCUAUAUAGCAUAUCAACAAGUUAUCAUUUCAAUUUAGUACAUAUUUAAAACACACUGUGAUCAAAUUGAUAAUAACUUUAUUAACUUAUUAAAUAUAAAUUAAUUA